Molecule: messenger RNA, 999 nt
Organism: Nyctereutes procyonoides (raccoon dog)
Lineage: Eukaryota; Metazoa; Chordata; Mammalia; Carnivora; Canidae
Product: melanocortin receptor 4
Exons: 1
Coding region: 1-999 (332 amino acids)
Biological process (GO): G protein-coupled receptor signaling pathway
Cellular component (GO): membrane
Molecular function (GO): melanocyte-stimulating hormone receptor activity
Source: RefSeq, a predicted model, not a curated record
AUGAACUCCACCCUUCAGCACGGAAUGCACACUUCUCUCCACUUCUGGAACCGCAGCACCUACGGACAGCACGGCAACGCCACUGAGUCCCUUGGCAAAGGCUACCCCGACGGGGGAUGCUAUGAGCAACUCUUCGUCUCCCCGGAGGUGUUUGUGACUCUGGGGGUCAUAAGCUUGCUGGAGAACAUUCUGGUGAUCGUGGCAAUAGCCAAGAACAAGAAUCUGCACUCACCCAUGUACUUUUUCAUCUGUAGCCUGGCUGUGGCCGAUAUGCUGGUGAGCGUUUCCAACGGGUCAGAGACCAUCGUCAUCACCCUGUUGAACAGUACGGAUACGGACGCGCAGAGUUUCACGGUGAAUAUUGAUAAUGUCAUUGAUUCGGUGAUCUGUAGCUCCUUGCUCGCCUCGAUUUGCAGCCUGCUCUCAAUUGCAGUGGACAGGUACUUUACUAUCUUUUAUGCCCUCCAGUACCAUAACAUCAUGACGGUGAGGCGGGUUGGGAUCAUCAUCAGUUGCAUCUGGGCGGCUUGCACGGUGUCAGGCAUCUUGUUCAUCAUUUACUCGGACAGUACUGCUGUCAUCAUCUGCCUCAUCACCAUGUUCUUCACCAUGCUGGCCCUCAUGGCUUCUCUCUACGUCCACAUGUUCCUCAUGGCCAGACUGCACAUCAAGAGAAUCGCUGUCCUCCCGGGCACCGGCACCAUCCGCCAAGGGGCCAACAUGAAGGGUGCCAUUACCUUGACCAUACUCAUUGGGGUCUUCGUCGUCUGCUGGGCCCCAUUCUUCCUCCACUUGAUAUUCUACAUCUCUUGUCCCCAGAAUCCAUACUGUGUGUGCUUCAUGUCUCACUUUAACUUGUAUCUCAUUCUGAUCAUGUGUAAUUCCAUCAUCGACCCUCUCAUUUAUGCACUCCGGAGCCAAGAGCUGAGGAAAACCUUCAAAGAGAUAAUCUGUUGCUAUCCUCUGGGUGGCCUUUGUGACUUGUCUAGCAGAUACUAG